CCCUCUUGUUGUGAAAGGCAGCCUGGCGAUUGCCGCGAGCCCACGUCCAUCAUCGUAUGCUAGGCCUCAACGACCACAAUCUCGAGCAAAUCUCUGGGCCGCCUUUAGCCUCGGCAUCAACCCCGUCCUCGCGGUAACCACUACUCCGGAAUGACACAACACACCGGAACAACACAGUGGACAUGGCGACGGAAAACACACCAAGCAACACAGGCGACCUCGGCAGGUUGUCCAGACUAUCGGCAUCAACAGAUUUCGGUCCGCAGAUCAACUUUACCCUCUGGCUGCUGACAGCGCUCUCCGCCACCUUUCUCACACUACGAGUGUGGUGCAAGUCCCUGCGGCACCGCGGCCUCUGGUGGGAUGACCACCUUCUCAUUGCGGCAUGGCUAUGUCUCGUGGUGGAUUGCUCCUUGAUCUCGGCCUGUAUCAACCUUGGCUUUGGCCGCCCGCUCACCCAGUUCAAAGCGGGCAACCUCGCCCCCUUUUUGCUCUAUUCCAACCUGGCCGGCACUUUUUCCAUCCUCGCGGCGCUGUGGAGCAAGACGUCGUUCGCCGUCACGGUGCUGCGCAUCUCGUCAGGCUGGGUCAAAGCCUCGGUAUGGUUCAUCAUCGUCACCGUCAACGCCUGUCUGGGGGUCGCCAUUGUCAUCACAUGGGCGCAGUGCACGCCCGUUGAGAAAGUGUGGAGGCCGGGCCUGGACGGGGAGUGCUGGCCCAAGAGCAUCCAGGUCAAGUACAACAUUUUCACAGCCGUCUACUCCGGCGCCAUGGAUAUGGUCCUGGCUGUGGUGCCCUGGAAGAUCAUCUGGGGCAUGACCAUGAACCGCAAGGAAAAGAUUGGCGUGAUGGUGGCCAUGAGCAUGGGUGUCUUCGCCGGCAUAACCUCGAUAAUAAAAAUAACUCAGCUUCCUUCCAUCUCCAACGCCACUUUCACCGAGUCCACGACCCAGCUCGUCAUCCUGGCCGCUGCUGAAUCUGCUAUCACCAUCAUCGCCGCCUCCAUACCCAUCCUGCGCGCCCUCAUCCGCGACUCGCGCCCGCCUCACGGACCGGCCCAGUUCUACCACACCCUGGACUUCAGCGUCUGCACUGGCACGCACGGCUCGCAUGGGACGGGGAGCAACAGCGUCGUCAUUACCGGCAGUGGUGCACAUGGCAGAUCUGGGAGUCGGCAUGGCAGGAGUACAAGUCGCAGUCAGAGUCGUGUUCACAGCCAAACCCACAGCCGAAGCGCCUCGAGCACAAGCGCCGAGUCAUGGAAAAAGAGCAUGCACUCCCGCUCCCACUCACAUGCACAUUCCCAUUCGCGAACGGGCAAUUCCAUUGGUGGACUCAGCCUACUCAGCGGCCUAAGCGUGACAGUGCUCGGAGGGGCCGGACGAAGGGGUGUCGACGAGACGGGCCAGCAUGGACGGAGUGGGAGUGGCGCUGCUGCCAUCAUCACAACUACCACUGCCAGCGGGAGGGAGCGUCCGACCGGGGACAUGCCGGUGCCGACGCCACCGCCGGGAAGGAUCCUCGCGACUGAAGAGGUCGUUGUCGAGUUUAAGCAGGCUGAGCCCUUCCAUGAGUGGCAAGGGAAGGGGUAGGGCCCUGGUGUUGGGCAGACUGUGCAAUUCUAAUUUGGGCUGCAUUGUUGAUAUUAUUUCCUCGGCGUUUUAGUGAGUGGACGAGUAGACCGUCGUAAGGGCCGAUGGGAAUGCUGCAAAGGGUCGUGACAUGCAAGUGCGGUCUGGCUCUGAAGCGAGUGCC
Molecule: messenger RNA, 1755 nt
Organism: Parathielavia appendiculata
Lineage: Eukaryota; Fungi; Ascomycota; Sordariomycetes; Sordariales; Chaetomiaceae
Exons: 4
Coding region: 183-1592 (469 amino acids)
Source: RefSeq, a predicted model, not a curated record